This is a messenger RNA of Funneliformis mosseae, 2010 nucleotides long. Lineage: Eukaryota; Fungi; Glomeromycota; Glomeromycetes; Glomerales; Glomeraceae. The record is from the annotation of a GenBank genome assembly.
AUGACUUGCUCACACUGUGGAGAGAACAGAAUCGAAUAUGAUACCGCUGCUGGGCAUGCAUUUUGUCCAAAAUGUGGUUUUGUUGUCGAGGAGAGUAAGAUUGUAUCUGAAGUUACUUUUGGAGAGAGCGCGUCAGGCGCCGCAAUUUUACAAGGAUCAUACGUUGGAGCUGACCAAAGAAGGGCUAGAUCCGCUGGUCCUUAUCGUCGACAUUCAAGCUUGGACUCAAGAGAACAAACCAUUGCGAAUGGACGACGACAAAUCCAAGCUUUGGCUACUGCGCUGAGACUUUCGGAUCACCUGAUGGAAGCUGCGCAAAGAUAUUUUAACCUUGCGAUUACCAACAAUUUCAUCCAGGGUCGGAAGACCCAACUUGUCGUCGCUGCUUGUCUCUACAUUGUAUGUCGUACAGAGAAGACCAGCCAUAUGUUGAUCGACUUCUCGGAUAUUUUACAAGUGAAUGUUUUCACGUUGGGAUCUACAUUUUUGAAAUUGGUAAGGACGCUUCACCUUGUUCUUCCAUUGGUUGAUCCAUCAUUAUACAUCUCGAGAUUCGCAUCCUUGCUGGAAUUUGGGGAAGAAACUCCAAAAGUAGCUUCAGAUGCAAUGCGCCUUGUGCAGCGAAUGGACCGUGAUUGGAUGCAGACAGGAAGAAGGCCUGCUGGUAUAUGUGGAGCAUGUGAGCACGAAUUCAGUUUGUUGAUUUCCGCUCGGAUGAAUAACUUUCAGAGAAGUAUCAAGGAAGUCAUUGCCGUCGUGAAGACAGCAGAUGUGACCAUUAAAAGAAGGCUAGAAGAAUUCAAAGUUACCCCCACGGGUAAGCUUUCUGUCCAAGACUUCAGGAAUAUAUGGCUCGAACCACAAUGCGAUCCUCCCUCAUUUACGCGGGCAUUAAAGUCGGCAAAAUUACCCAAAGACAAUCGGCAAGUAGCUGAUUCGACAUUAAGAGAAGUGGACGAGAAUGACGAAGUGACAGCUGGCUCAUCAAGCGGUGAUGCCGGUUCAAAAAGAAAGAGGGGUCUCACCGAUUUUGAUGGAGAUGAAAUUCAGUUACAAACCGAAUUUUUACAGGAAAUUUUCGACCUUGACGGGAACAGCUCUCAAAAUAUUCCGACGUCACAAAAUGAUGAGACGGUAGGUAAAAGAAGAAAGAGAGAUACCAACGUUGAAGAAGAAGGUCCUCCAGCGCGUAUAGAUAAAGGCAAAAGGCCGAUGCAUGACUUGGAGGAAGAAACAGAUCGCGCGUUGGAGGAUGAAGUGAACUCCUUCCUAGGUGAUAAGUACUUGCAGAAAGUUAGUACCGACUUGGAAGAAAGAUCUCGCCAAAGCUUUACUUCAGAUGAUGAAGAUGAUGAAUCUAAUGGCGAUAGUUCUCAACUGACUGAAGAGUUAGGAUCUGAUCUUGAUGAAGACGAAGAAGUAAGAAACGCAAUCUUAACCGAGGACGAAGUCAUACUUAAAACACGGGUCUGGAUGGAGCUAAAUGGGGAGUUUUUGAUGGAGAUGGAGGAGAAAAGGAAGCAGCAAGAGAUCGACAGGCAAAACGGGAUUGGGGUUCGCAGGCAUAAGCGACCAAGAAAAAGCAGAAAUAACGACCUUACUGUGUCUAGCACGCCAGCAGAAGCAGCAAGGAGACUCUUUGAAGAGAGAAAUCUCUCAAAGAAAAUUAACUUUAAGGUAUUGGAUAAUCUUUUGGAGAAUUUAACAGAAAGUAUUCCUACUUCUCCAACAUCAUGGCGGGAUUAUGAUCCUACGAGCAUAAGUGGUUCAGGGAUUGCACGCGGCAUGACUUCAGAAAGAAAUAGAUCACCUGAAGAGGAGGACUAUGGAUGGAAUCGUCGAACUUUAAAGCUUAGCAACAAUAGGGACAAUAGAGAUUUACAAUAUGGAAAUAGUGCCGCAACAACUCCUGGGUUAACUGAAGAUGGUGAAGAUUAUGUUGAAAACGAUAAUAAUGAAUACGAAUACGGAGGGGAUCCUUAUGAUGAGUUUAAUGAAGAUGUUUACUGA